Molecule: messenger RNA, 5781 nt
Organism: Esox lucius (northern pike)
Lineage: Eukaryota; Metazoa; Chordata; Actinopteri; Esociformes; Esocidae
Gene: itga2.2
Product: integrin, alpha 2 (CD49B, alpha 2 subunit of VLA-2 receptor), tandem duplicate 2
Exons: 29
Coding region: 136-4161 (1341 amino acids)
Biological process (GO): cell-matrix adhesion; cell-cell adhesion; integrin-mediated signaling pathway
Cellular component (GO): external side of plasma membrane; integrin complex
Molecular function (GO): integrin binding
Source: RefSeq, a predicted model, not a curated record
CUAUUUUCAUCAAUAUACCGGUGCGUCCGGUUCGGAACUUUAUAACAAACCGAGAGGUUGUCCGAAGUAUACACCCCCCCUCCCGGAACUUUAACAAGCGACUGUUUUCAUUGCCUACUUUACUGUCUAGCAGCGAUGGAGUUUAAUCCGACGAGUACUGUUUUGACGCUGCUUUUGAUUCAAAGUUGGUGCGUCCCCCAGUCCCUGUCGUUUAACGUGGGAACGGCAGGAGCCAAGGUAUUCUCUGGACCUGCAACAGAGGAGUUUGGAUACACUGUGCAUCAGUUCAAAAACCACUUGGGCAAAUGGCUGCUGGUCGGCUCCCCCUGGAGUGGAUAUAAACAGGACAGGAAGGGAGACCUCUACAAGUGUGAGAUCACAGGGUCCACUUCAAACUGCCAGAGACUCAACCUGCAGAACUUAGUCACCAUAUCAACCGUGAAGAACAUCAAUGUCAACAUGAGUCUGGGAUUAACUCUUACACACACAGCUACAGAAGAUAAAUUCAUAACUUGUGGACCUUUGUGGGCUCAAAAAUGCGGAAGUCAGUAUUAUUACCCAGGGAUCUGCGCAGAAGUCAGCCCUCUCUUCAAACCACUGCCUGCAUUCUCACCUGCCCUUCAGACUUGUGGGGGCCCUAUGGAUGUUGCUAUUGUGUUGGAUGGAUCCAACAGUAUAUAUCCCUGGCCCCCAGUUGUAGACUUCCUCAAGAAGCUGUUGGAGAACUUGGAUAUUGGACCUGAUAAUACUCAAGUAACUAUUAUACAGUACGGGGUUGAUCCAUUUAUUGAAUUCCAUCUGAACGCCCACAAAACCAAACAGUCCAUGAUUACAGCUGCAGCUAAAAUACCUCAGAGACAGGGCCUGGAGACCAACACCUUCCGGGCCAUUGAAUUUGCCAGAAAGCAGGCGUUCUUGCCUGAAAAUGGGGCUCGACCUGGAGCCAGCAAGGUGAUGGUCGUGGUGACUGAUGGAGAAUCUCACGACAAAAACCUCAGAGAUGAUGUCAUCAGGAAGUGUGAGACCGAUAGGAUCACCCGCUUUGGCAUUGCUGUCCUUGGUUACUACAUAAGGAAUGACAUCGACACUAAGAACCUGGUUGAUGAGAUAAAGUCCAUUGCAAGUACACCGACCGAUCGCUAUUUCUUCAAUGUGUCAGCAGAGGAGGCUCUGCUGGAGAUUGCUGGGUCUCUGGGAGACCGCAUCUUCAACAUUGAGGGUACUGGGAAAGGUGACGGGGACUUUCAGAUGGAGAUGUCCCAAGUAGGAUUCAGUGCCCACCAAACCAAGAAGCAGAAUAUGAUUAUGCUGGGAGCCGUUGGGGCCUAUAGCUGGAGUGGUACCGUGGUUCACUACACCUCUCAGAAGUCAGACAUCUUCCCUCAGACAGCCUUUCAGACAAUCCUACAGGACAAAAACCACAGCUCUCUAUUGGGCUACUCCGUGACAACGCUGAACGAUGGGACAAUGGAGUACUACGUGGCCGGCGCUCCUCGCUCCAACCACACUGGACAGGUCAUCGUGUACACCAUCAAUGCCAAAGGACAGCCCAUCGUUCUAGACUCCCAGAGGGGGGAUCAGGUAAGAGGACAUCCCAUCGUUCUAGACUCCCAGAGGGGGGAUCAGGUAAGAGGACAGCCCAUCGUUCUAGACUCCCAGAGGGGGGAUCAGGUAAGAGGACAUCCCAUCGUUCUAGACUCCCAGAGAGGGGAUCAGGUAAGAGGACAGCCCAUCGUUCUAGACUCCCAGAGGGGGGAUCAGGUAAGAGGACAUCCCAUCGUUCUAGACUCCCAGAGAGGGGAUCAGGUAAGAGGACAGCCCAUCGUUCUAGACUCCCAGAGGGAGGAUCAGGUAAGAGGACAGCCCAUCGUUCUAGACUCCCAGAGGGGGGAUCAGGUAAGAGGACAGCCCAUCGUUCUAGACUCCCAGAGAGGGGAUCAGGUAAGAGGACAGCCCAUCAUUCUAGACUCCCAGAGGGGGGAUCAGGUAAGAGGACAUCCCAUCGUUCUAGACUCCCAGAGGGGGGAUCAGAUAGGCUCCUACUACGGUAGCGUGCUCUGUCCCCUAGACGUGGACAAGGACGGUGUGUCUGAUCUACUGCUGGUCGGAGCUCCCAUGUUCAUGAGCGAACACAAGAAGGAGAAUGGAAAAGUCUACCUCCUCACUUUCACUAAGGGCAUCCUGAGCGACCAGGGUGUCCUGAAGGGCCCGUCCCCAGCAGAGAACGCUCGUUUUGGGAUGUCCAUCUCAGCGGUUCUUGAUCUCAACAUGGAUGGCUACAGUGAUGUGGUGGUGGGGGCCCCACUGGAAGACGACAACCGAGGUGUAAUCUAUGUUUUUAACGGAGAUAAGAAGACCCUCAGGACCGAGUACUCUCAGAGAAUCCUUGGCUCCAAGCUAGAUCCUCUGCUGCAGUAUUUUGGGAGGUCCCUGGACACCAGUUCUGACUUAAACGACGACACCAUCCCAGAUGUCUCAGUGGGGGCUUAUGGGAAAGUUGUCCAGCUCUGGUCUCGAGGUGUGGCCAUAGUGACAGCCAGUGUCACCUUCAACCCUGAUAAGAUCAGCAUCUUGAGUAAGAAGUGUGUGGUCAACGGAAAACGCACGUCCUGCUUCAACACCGAAGUCUGUUUCAGUGCUACCUUCAAGCCCAAGAAUCCUGUUGGACCUGUGGCUCUCAGAUACAACCUGACUUUGGAUGCGGAUCUCCAGGGCUCUCGCUUCACCUCCAGGGGUCAGUUCAAGAACUCUGAGAGAAGCAUUCAGGCAGACAUCAAAGUUUCUCCCAUGGGGUUCUGUGACACCCUGGAGGUCUUCGUUCAGGAAGCUCCUGACUUGGUGAACUCCAUUGGUCUGCGUGUGGAAAUCGCUCUGCAGGAUCCAGACUCCAGUCCCGUUCUGGAUGUCCUCAGUCCAAACGCCUGGCAGUUCUUUAUUCCGUUCUCCAAAGAAUGCGGCUCUGACGAGGUGUGUGACAGUGACCUAGAGUUGAGCGUGAAGAAAGGACAAAUGAUUCCCAGCUCCUCCAAGAUGUUGAUCAGCUUAAAGAACAAGAGGCUCUCCUUCACUGUGUCUGUGGUCAACAAAAAGGAGAAUGCAUACAACACCAGAGUCAUAGUCAAAUACUCCAAAAACCUCUUCUACGCUUCCAUCACUCCUCCAAGCGAGAGUAAUGAGGAGAAAGUGGAAUGCACCUCCACCCAAGAGUCUUACGCAGUCUUAUGCAGGGUGGGGUACCCAGUUAUCGGGCCAAACCAAAAGGUGUCAUUUGAAAUCAACUUCGACUUCAACCUGUUAGAACGCCAGCCCAUAGCUGAUGUGAGAUUUGAAGUUCUCAGUGACAGCACAGAGGCAGAUAUGUCAGACAACCAUGUCUUACUCUCUAUCCCAGUCCACUAUGACUCAGAGAUCACUGUCUCCUGGAAAAUGGACCCGGAAUUCUACGUGAUUGAAGCGAACCACGAAGUGAAAACCACAGUGAACACUUUCGACGACAUUGGCCCCGAGUUCAAAUUCUCCCUGAAGGUUUCCACAGGGAAUUUACCAAUCAGUCUGGCCUACUUCACAGUGUCAAUGCCCAGCACCACAUCAAGAGGAAAUCCAUUACUUUACAUAACUGGUGUCACCACAGCACCUGCCGGCGAUGUAACCUGUGAUGUAACCCUCAACCCUCUGAAGAUUACACAACAGCCCUACACACCCACCUUCUCCAACGAAAACCUCAUGAGCACAGAAAUCCUGGACUGUAACACAGCCAAGUGCCAGCACAUGAAAUGUUUCCUGAAAGACAUGCAGAUAAAAAGCGCAUUUUUUGUGAACGUGACCUCGCGGAUUUGGAACGGUACCUUCGCAGCUUCCACCUUCCAGUCCACCACGCUGACAGUGAGCACAGAGAUUAAGACCUCCGAACCUGAACUGCUGAUCAUCUCUAACAAACACCUGACGUUUGGAGUCACCAUCAGUAAACCAGGGGAGAAAGGGGAGGUGCCUGUUGGGAUUAUAGUAGGCAGUGUGAUUGGAGGCCUGCUUCUAUUGGCUCUUGCCAUUGGCCUGCUUUGGAAGUUGGGCUUCUUCAACAGAAAGUACCAACAGCUGAUGAAGAACCCAGAGGAGGAAGAGGGACCAGAGACCCAAGGACUUCAGGAGAAUGCAGCAGCAUAAGAACCGGUUGCGGGGAAAGAAGCCGUUUUGGCAAACUACUGUGGCGCCUACAGCUUAAGAACACACAACAACCCAAGACCACAACUGCAUACCAACAGCAACUGAACCAACUUCAAUUGUACAUAACCGAAGCGACAUUUGAGGACACGUUAUUGGAAAGAGCUGUCAGGUCCUGCUGGUGGCUCCACCGUGAUUCGCUUUGCGGAGGAGUGUUUUCAGUGAAUCGUAAACACAUUGUAUGAGCGUGUUUGAGUGCAGUGGGAUUCGGGUGGUGGUGUGACUCAGGGCAACAGCUUUAACGAGUAGAGGAAACACAAACAUCAAACGCAUCCAGACACAGACCCCGUCCUGUCCCCCAUUUUAGAUAAUCCGUUGGAUACUCCAUCUGCUGUGCCUUGUUACUUAACGAAUCGGUACGUGGGUUUGUUUUUCUAUACAUUCACAGCAAUUAUGCCUUCAAGGAAAAGGCCAAUUGUUGGGUAAGAAGCUUGGGUAAUGGGUAUUUGUCGCAUCUAUGGACAGUACUGUAUAUUUGAUUGGAAAGCACAGUAGUACAUUGUAAAUAGCUGUUCUAAUGGAUAUGGACAAUAGUUUACGCUAAAGAGAUUAUGAAAACCAGCAGGGUCAUCAUAUGCUGGCAUAUAACAUUUUCAGCGCUUCGCUUUUCAGUGGAAGGGGUUUGGGCAUUAUAUUCAUGCUGAGGUAUCUUUAUUUAUUCGUGAAAGUUACACUUUGGGGCGAAAGGUUAGGACUGCAGUAACCGAAAAGGUUUUGUCCUUGAGCAAGGCUAUUAACCUCAAUGGCUCCUGUUCAGUCCCUCUGGCGCUUCUGCUGAUUGUCUGAAAUGUUUUUAGUAUUUAUUUUUUUAUUUUAGUGAAAAGAUUAUAGCAACAACACAUCUUCCCUAGUAUCAUUGACACACUUCCUCUUAGGGUCUUGUUUGCGGUUUUAGACGGAAAAUGCUGUAAUAAUUGAAAAACGCUAUAUUUAGCCCACUGUGAAGACACUGUCUGUAGAAUAUACACUGUAUUCAGAUCUAUUUGUAAAGAAUUUGGUGAAAUCAAAGGCAAAGUUAUUGAAUGUGUGAAAACCUUGUAUAUUUAUUGUGUGAUUUGAAUAUUAAAUGUAUAUUGUUCAAAAAACUAUUUGCUCAAUGGAACAUCCGGGCCAGUCAACCUAGAGGGCCAACAUACAUCUGGAAUUCAUUAUGGCCUUCUGAUCAGAGGGCAUGAGACCUGAGACAUUCACCAGCAGGAAGUGAAAAAGUGUUUAGGCUCAACAAGACUGGAGCUGCCUGCCCUACAGUGUAAAUGCAAUGUUAGAGUUUAUUUAUGUCUGUGCAGCUUUUGUAUGAGAUGAAGAGAAGCAUAGACAAAACUCUGAGGUAAUGUUUGAAAGAAAUAAACAAUGCACUGAUUUUUUUCAAGUGUUUUGGGGUACAUAGGCAUACCACGUCUUUCACAGAAAAAAUGUAUUGCAUAACUUUUGCAUAAUGACAUUUAUUGUUCACUGGCUUUGAUUUUAAAAAGUGUUGUAAAUAUGUUGAUUGGGAAUUUAAUUUCAUUAAAUCUUUACGUACAUAAAGAAAUAAAUGCCUUUUAUUUUUGAAUUGUUAUGGGC